AUGGAGGAGGCGGCCACCCCUUUUGAUGGGACCCAUACGGAGGGAGGGAGCGCCAACCCGCAGGGCCCCUCCUAUAAAAUGAAUGACAAUGAGAGUAACCACGUGAAGACCUGGAGAGGAAAUAAUUUCCCCUCGCAUGAGUUUCCCCAUAAGCAGUUUCGCCGCUUCCGUUAUGGAUUGACCAGAGGGGGACGCGCAAAUGGGAAAUUUUAUUUUGCAAAUAAAACUCUCCAUGUGGCGGCGCAGCGUGACGCCUCUUUUUUGGUUAAGCACCCCCAGCAAGGGCACCUCCGUCGGGGGCAAAAGAGAAACUGGGCCGGGGCGCCUCCGCGCUGGCUCCCCACGGAGAAAGAAGCAGAAGGGGGGGAAGCAGCAGAGGGGGAAGCAGCAGAGGGGGAAGAGGCAGAAGAGGAGAAGGCAGAGGCAGACGCAGAGGCAAACGCAGAAGAGGAGGAAGGGGAAGAACCCCCGAGCCAGCUCCCCCGGGACCAGAAGCCAUGGCGCAAAUCGCAGAACGAAAUGGUGUGGGACGUGCUGAGGGACGCCGCUGAGUAUUUUAGAAGUUGCAGGGGGGCCAGGGCGGGCGAGGCAAACGAGUCAGACGAGACAGACGAAGCAAACGAAACGGACGAAGCGGACGAAGCGGACGAAGCGGACGAAGCGGAGGGAGACGCAGACGGCGUGGUGAAGGACUCGCUAACUUCACCGCUAGCUCCCCAGAUGGCUUCCCCCUUAGCUCCACCGCCACCCCCCCCCGGGGGACGCCCCUGCUGCGUGUGCCGGGUGAACCCACACAAAUACAAGUGCCCCUUCUGCGAGGCGCUGUCCUGCUCACUACCCUGUGCGAAGAAGCACAAAAAGUUGAAAAAAUGUAAAAAUAAAUUAAAAAAAAAUUUUAAAGUUCAAAAAGUGGCCAAGAAAAACCUAAACGAAAGCAUGCUCCACAAAGACUACCAAUUUCUCCAGGGGGUGGAGUCCAUUAUUCACGGAAAUGAUCGGUUCCUCAGGAUAAAAGAAAAUGAAACGACGACCAUAUGGCUGUACAAUCAUAGUAAGUUAACUAGCGUUUUAAAAAAAAGAAAAAUAUUUUUACUGAAGGCACCUCUGUAUACGAAGCUACACCAAGGGAAUAGAACGACCAUUCGACAGGAUACCAUUUUUUGGAUGGUCAGAGUCACCCUCGUGAAUGACUGCCUCUUCGUCACCCACCAGGACGUCAGUGAGGACACCCCCCUUUUGCAGCUCCUCAACUUGUCUCUAGCCAAAGUGCAGAAGAAGAGAAAACCCCUCCGGGUUAAUUAUCUCGACCAUUUGAAUGCCAUAAGGGUCUCUCUCCAAACUGCUCAGGUAAAUAGGGGGGCCGAAAAGGCGGGCGCCCUUUUCUGCGUCCUUCCAACCAUUAGGGACGUCCUUCGUGGCCAGACCUUUUAUGAGUACCCGCACCUCAGCUUUGAGGUUCCCUUCCGGGACGGCGCGCCCGUCGCGAACCCCGCCUACGAGCAGGCCACGCGCAGGCAGCAGGGGGGCGCGCCUGAGGAGGGGCAGACCAACCAGAGCAGCAACGACGUAGCUGCGGAGGAGGGGAGGACAAAUGAAGACACUAACCAAGUGGGAGAGGAGGAGCAGCGUAACAACGCAGAUGAUGAGGAGGGGAAGACCAACCAGGGUAGCAACCGCGCAGUUGAUGAGGAGAAGCAGGCCAACGAAAGCGGCAACGACGUAGCUACGGAGGAGGGGCAACCCAACCAGAGCAGCAACGACGUAGCUACGGAGCAGCAGUGUAACCGCUCAGCUGAUGAGGACACCCCCAGCCAAGCGGAUGCCCCCACCUGUGACAAACAGGCGAAGGGGCAAACACACGUGGAGGAACAAAGCAACCCCCCACCGCAGGUUUGAAGGUGCCUCCCCGGGGGGGGGCCUCCCUAACGGCACGUCUCCAUCUGCAGCAGCGGCACCACGUUUGUAUCUCCACCCAGUUGCUUUAAUUUUUUGUAAUCCACUUACCACCCGUUUGAUCUGUUUCAAAUUGGUGCCUACGUGAUGGGCGCCUCCGCAUCGUUGCUGCGUGGCUGUUGCUGCGUCGCUGCUUCGCCGCUUCGCAUGUGAUGUGCGUUCAUUUGUCGCCCCCACAUUUCGCACAACCGACUUAACCGCGAACUUCACCACUUCGA
This is a messenger RNA of Plasmodium vivax (malaria parasite P. vivax), 2171 nucleotides long. RefSeq lists its product as hypothetical. The transcript has a single exon. The record is from RefSeq and is a predicted model, not a curated record. The coding region runs from base 1 to 1896 and encodes 631 amino acids. Gene Ontology annotation, biological process: snoRNA localization; box C/D snoRNP assembly; maturation of LSU-rRNA from tricistronic rRNA transcript (SSU-rRNA, 5.8S rRNA, LSU-rRNA). NCBI's taxonomy places the organism in Eukaryota, Apicomplexa, Aconoidasida, Haemosporida, Plasmodiidae. Gene Ontology annotation, cellular component: nucleus; pre-snoRNP complex.